AUGAUAUUACCACAUAUAUUCCUUAAAAACACAAAUGUGAUAUCUGCAGCCACAGAUAUCGUAUUUCUGCCGAGGGUAGAGAAAUUGUUACAACGAAACAGCUCAUCUCGAUUACACCGAAUACUCAAGAAGUUCAUGCAUCCUUACGAAAUAAAACAGUUCGAGACGCUAGUAAACAGCGGCUCAUCGCUAAAACAUAAAUCAAUAUACAUAGCUGGAGUAUGGGCUUCAAAGGAAUCAUUAUUCAAAACCCUGCCUCAUUCAUCCGACCGACCUUCUGCCAUUGAUAUCUAUACUAAGCUAGCAUUCAAAUCAAAUGAUCCGGAUGGGAAACCUAAUUUGAACCUGGACCAAAAAAGGUUUUCAACCGGGGAACAUAAUAUUACGUACUGGAAUGAAUAUUUGCAUUCAACAAGGUACGAAAUAUCAAUUUCCCACGAUCAAGAUUACUUAAUUUGUAUUCUUCUUCAUCUUCGAGAUGCCAACCUUAAUAAAUGGUCGGUUUAA
Kluyveromyces lactis is the source of this 507-nucleotide messenger RNA. It is a transcript of the gene PPT2, whose product is annotated as holo-[acyl-carrier-protein] synthase. The transcript has a single exon. Gene Ontology annotation, molecular function: magnesium ion binding; holo-[acyl-carrier-protein] synthase activity. The record is from RefSeq and is a predicted model, not a curated record. Gene Ontology annotation, cellular component: mitochondrion. Bases 1 to 507 code for a protein of 168 amino acids. NCBI's taxonomy places the organism in Eukaryota, Fungi, Ascomycota, Saccharomycetes, Saccharomycetales, Saccharomycetaceae.